Messenger RNA from Sitophilus oryzae (rice weevil), 4525 nucleotides. RefSeq names its product condensin complex subunit 3 (gene Cap-G). Gene Ontology annotation, cellular component: condensed chromosome; condensin complex; cytoplasm. Lineage: Eukaryota; Metazoa; Arthropoda; Insecta; Coleoptera; Curculionidae. The record is from RefSeq and is a predicted model, not a curated record. Gene Ontology annotation, biological process: mitotic chromosome condensation.
AAUUUUGAAUUUGAAAAAUAAAAGCUGACGCUAGCUUUGGCCUGACGCUUGUUUGAGAUAUUUGUAAAUAGAAAAUCAUAGUGUUUAAAUUUCUUCAUUUUUUUAUAAUAAUAUUGUGAUCAAAAAAUUUGUGAAUGAAGAAUUAGAUGAUGAAGAACAAGAUUAGGGACAUACUUUCUAAUGUUCAGGAAGGUCCAGUAAACCAUCAAAAAUAUAUCAGAUUACUCAAAGGAAUUUAUGAAACAGCUGACUUCAAUGAGUUUUUGGAAUAUAUCCUCAAUUGUAUACAGUAUGUUUUACAAAAGGACCAUAAAAGUCCCACUGUUAGGUCUUUCUUAGAUUUUAUAGCAAAAUUUAUUGGACAUAUUAGCAAAUCACCAAGCAAAAAUAAUGAAGAUUUUGAGUUUGAAACCCCAACAGAUCCCUUUUUAUCUAGAACUAUUGAAGUGGUUCUUGACUAUCAUAAAAUUGAGAAUCAAGAUUGUAGAUACAACACGUGUUGUUUCAUAUCUACAUUGUUACAAAAUAUGGAUAAAACUACAAAUUUAGAUGACGAAUUGUGUGAUUUAAUUGAGUCCGCUAUGUUAGAAAAUACAAAAGACCCUAAACCUAUUAUUAGGUUACAAGCAUUAAUUGCGUUAGUAAGGUUGCAAGAUCCUAUGAAUCCUGAGUGUCCUGUAAUACAGUCUUUUAUGUCAUGCCUUAAAGACCCAAGUCAUAUAGUUCGUAGAGAGGCAGUAAAAAGAAUUGCACCGAAUGCUGUGACUAUUCCAAAACUUAAAGAUCGUACAAGAGACGUUAACGCUAAUGUUAGGUGUGCAGCUUUUAUUCACUGUGGCGACUUAGGUUUGCCCUUAUUUAGAAUCAUUCAAAGGCAACAUAUUCUUUGGAGCGGAUUUAAUGAACAGAAUUCAGUUGUAAUGAAGGUCUUUUUGAAUUAUUUCUUACCAAAAUGGUUAUCUUCAGUCAAGGGUGACUACAUGACCUUUUUUAAUGCUAUACGCUUGGAUUCAGAUGAAACGGAUGUUUCUGAGACUAGACAAUUGAGUAAGAAUCUAAUUGAAGUAUUUGCAAAGACAGAACCCAUCAAUAACUUGAUUGGAGUUCUUCCAUUGAACGAUAAGAAAUUAUUACCUGUUGAAAAAGUUGAAUGUGAACUAGUGCACUACUGGGACGUGUUGACAAAUUAUCUGAGAAAAGUAGAUGACCUGGAGGAAUUUCUAGAAGACAUUAUUCCAGAAUUAACAGCUUUUUGUAAUUAUAUUGAGGAUCUGGUUAAAAUAAAGACAUCGAAGGGCAUGAACGACACAGAAUAUAUGAACUUUGAAAGCAUGCUGUAUUAUUUGUUAGAUAUGGCAGAACAUUUUGAUCUUUCUGACGAAGUUGGCAGAAGAACUUUGGAUAUAUUGACAAGGAAGCUUCUUAGUGAUCAUUGGUUGCAAAAAUCGUUACUUACAAAAAUUAUACAGAUAAGGAGAAAAAUGUGCAGUGAUGUGAAUGCAUUUGCAAAAGAUAUAUCAAAUGUUAUCAGUGAAAAACGAAACCCAAUUGUUGAAGCACCAAAAAAAGAAGAUAAUAGCAAACAAUUGUGGAUAUCUAAAUUAAAAGUGGAGCUUCUAUGUUUGAAAUCUGACUUGGAUACUGCUGUAUCAGAUAGCGAUUUCCAAAAAGCAGCGAUGUUAAAAGACAAGAUCACCGAGCUCAAUAAAAAAUUGGAGUCGCUAAAUUCGGAGAACAGCACUGAUGUGAUCAGAUCGAACGAGCCUAGAACAGAUCAGAAAACUGUAACUUGGUGUUUGGACCUUUUGGUAUGUUUGUUGGGUCAAGGAAGUUUUACAAACUUGCCACCGCCAUUAAUUACGCUAAGGGAGGACUUUGUGAAGCCAUUGAUUGCCCACACCGACCUAGAAAUUCAAUGGCGAGCGUUUAGGUGCCUCGCAUCGUUUUGUAUAUUUGACGAGGAUCUGACCAAAGAACACAUCAAAUCAAUUCUAGCACCGAUUAUUUCCUAUCAGGUAACGCCCAAUUACAUUAAAGAGAACGUAGUGUCCUCUAUACAGGCUAUUUCGGACUUGUUACGAACGUACGGACCGAAAAUAUUUGAUUUUGACGUGGAGCAAUCGAAUAGUACCAGACGUCGGUUGUACGACCAAGAAUCUGAGGACGUUCAAGAUGCCACCAACCAGAUAUCCCUGGACAUCCUGCUCAAUUUUAUUCUGGAUAUGCUUGACGACGAGAUGGAGGAAUUACGGGACGCCGCUGUUAUGGCGUAUUCCAAACUAAUACUUAACGGAUUUUAUGUGACACCUACUGUUAUGACGAGAUUAAUUUUGAAAUGGUACAAUCCAGCAACAGGAGUAUCGAAAGCUGCACCUGAAGGGGAUAGAAAGACAAUUAACAUAAAAUCUGAACGUAUACUACAACAAAAAUUGGGUACAAUUAUCAGUGUGUUUGUGGAAAGAAUUAAGGAAGCCCGGGGCAUUAUAGCUAAGUGUAUAGUACCAGUUAUCACAACCAUAGCAAGUGCUCCGAAGUCUAGUCCUCUGGUUGAAGUCGAUAUUGACAACGUCGUCAGGUUUUUAGCUACCAUAACUCAAGAUGGAUCAGAUUCUGUAAAUUUGGUCCACAAAGAACUGGUGCCUAUAAUUCUAAACCAUAUCAAUCUAAAUCCUGAUGAAGUUGCUGUACCAUACCUAUCAAGACUGUUGUGCAAUUUAAGUAUAGACUCUGCAGAUAUGGUUGUAGUAAGAGAAUUAAUAGACCAAGCUGACCUGUUACAUAAAAAGGAGGAUUUGGACAAGACUUCAAAAAAUAACAUUUAUAAAUUCAUUAACAAACUUAGAGGCAUCACCACCACAAACACAACUUUAGCAACUGUAUCGGAAGAAACUUCUAUAGAUUCUAAUGUACUUCAUAAUAUAACGUAUGCAGAAAGUCAACCUAGAGGCAUUACCACCACAAACACAACUUUAGCAACCAUAUCGGAAGAAACCCCCACGGAAUUUAAUGAACUUAAUGAUAUAACUUGUGCAGAAAAACAACCUAGUUUUAGAAAUGAGAUGGUAAUUCCACUGGUCGAUUGUAUAAUAUAUGAUUCAAAUAUCAUUUCAAAUGAUUUACCCACAGUUAGUAAAUCUACAGAACUAAGUUCCAACAAACGAAAGUCAAAAAGUACGAGAGAACUUGAAACGAGACAUGAUAGUAGUAGUUCAAGUUCCCCCGUUCUAAGAGAGCCCACAAAUCAGGGAGUUGAUUCAGAAAAGUCACCUACAAUCACCAGCAAGAGUUCAAAUAAAUCACCCACAGUUAGUAAAUCUACAGAACUAAGUUCCAACAAAGGAAAACAAAGAAAAAAUACGAGAGCACUUGAAACGAGAAAUGAUAGUAGUAUUUCAAGUUCCCCUGAUCUAAGAGAGCCCACAAAUCAGGGAAUUGAUUCACCUACAAUCACUAACAAAAGUUCAAAUGAAUCAUCCACAGUUAAUAAAACUACAAAACUAACUACCAGCAAAAGACGGCGAGAGAUUACCAAAAAGGGCGAUUUAAUAAGUGACAGUACUAGUUCAAGUUCUCAGGAGGAGGGUAAGGCCAAAAAUCAACAUGUCGAUCUUAGUUCAAAUAAGUUACCUACAACCAACCACAGUAAGUCAAGUGAAUCAUCCACAGUUACUAAACCUACAGAAGUAACUAGUAACAAAAGAAGGCGAAAGAUAAAUAAAGCGGUUGAUAUGAUAUACUACAGUAGUAGUUCACGUUCUCAGGAGAUGGGCAAGGCCAAAAAUCAAGAGGUGGAUCUUAGUUCAAAUGAGUUACCUACAACCAACCACAGUAAUUCAAGUGAAUCAUCCACAGUUACUAAACCUACACAAGUAACUACUAACAAAAGAAGGCGAAAGAUUAAUAAAGCGUUUGAUAUGAUAUAUGACAGCAGUAGCUCAAGUUCUCCAGUCCUAAGAAAAGCCAAAAAUAAGAGAGUUGAUUCUAGUUCAGAUGAAUCAUACCCAAUCACACGCAAUAGUUCAAAGGAAUCAUUAACUACUAUAAAGCUAACUACUAACAAAAGAAAUCCAAAUUUUUCUAAAGCGGUUGAUAUGAUAAAUAAAAGUAGUAGUUCAAUUUUCCCAGUGCCAAGAAAGGCGAAAAAUCAACGAGUUACAAAUGGGGGAGUUUUUAGAACUAAUCGUGCUCAGAAUGGUAAUGAAUCCUCGUCAGAAAAUUCAAAUAUUUUGCUAAGUAAACAGAAUGGGUUGCAGAGAAAGAAAAAAAUAGAUCUGAGGACAAAGAAAGCUGUAACAGUUAACAGUACUAAGUUUGAGAAAACACCACAAGUAAAGAGGAAAAAAAAUAGAGAAAGAACGGUAGUAGAAGAUGUAGAUGUAGAAAGCUUCUCGGAUUCGUCAGAUCAAACUCUACACACCAUUAUAGAAGCGUCAGAACCUGAGAUGAGUUUACUUGAAGACUCUCAACAAAGCGUUAGAAGAAGUUCUCGAAGAAUAAAAGUUAUUACUACCUUAUCAGAUUCAGA